Molecule: messenger RNA, 363 nt
Organism: Penicillium odoratum
Lineage: Eukaryota; Fungi; Ascomycota; Eurotiomycetes; Eurotiales; Aspergillaceae
Exons: 2
Coding region: 1-363 (120 amino acids)
Source: RefSeq, a predicted model, not a curated record
AUGCAGUCUACUAUCUCUAAGGCUCUUACCCUUCUGUCCGUCAUCUCAAUGGUCACGGCAACCGACUAUCAGACUAUCACCGUUAAUACCUAUUAUUUCGCCAACUGCUCCAGCGGCGAGAUUUCAGUUAACGACCAAGUGUACGAGGGCGAAUGUACCGGCACCGACACUUGGCCACUGAAAUCGAUUCUAGCCUACCAGUCCAGUGGCUUAUGCAGUGAUACUUCCACCUCGCCUGUCCUAUAUGUAUAUUCGGAGACAUUCUGUGCAGGCGAUCCGGUUGCCUCCUUUGAUGUGACGGAUGAGGAAACGUGUUUUGAACUAGAUGAUACGGUCCAGGGGUUGAUGGUGGAGUGUGUCUAG